GAUCACUGCCCAGUGGUUCACUCAAAACCAGUCUCACUCAGCAGGGUAUCAGCUGCUGAAUAAGGGUUCUACUGUUUUCUUCCUCCCAUUACUGGAAAGAAGUGAGUCAUUCCCUUCAAACUCUCCUAAUCCAGUUCAUCCUUCAGUCCAGGUGGCACCCAGUCACCCAUGCUGCGAUGUUGCCGCUCUUGGGUAUUCUGAUGCUUUGGCUCAGUACACUGAUGGGUCCUGGCAAGUAUCAGGUGUUGGUUAAGGCACAAUGGCAGAAGGAUGCCGAAGCUUCAAUCAGUGUUCAUCAGAUUAACCACACCAUGCUGCUGAAGCAGCAGGCAAUCAUCUUCAAUCACAUCUACAACAUCAACAUGCCGCAAGAGUCGCUCUGUUCAGUCAGUGCGGACUGUGCUCUGGGGCUGACGAAACCUUCCAAGCCUGGGUACGCCGAUGAGUACUUCCGACAAAACCAGAGUUUGCAGAAUCAGGUGGGCUUCACCCACAACAUCUUCAUCCCCCAGCAGGCCUGUGAUUGUCUGACCAACUCGCUGCUCAAGAACCUCAUCGACCGUAUCGAGCUGCUGGAGAGGGAGGUCUCCCUGCUCAGACAGCAGUGCAUCACUGGGUACUCGGCACAGAGCUCGGUAGCAGGUGAAGUUGACUAUGCUCCCCUGUGCAGUGGCCAUGGGAACUUCAGCAUGAAGACUUGUGAUUGCAUCUGUGACGUUGGCUGGACUGGCAAGGGAUGCUCGGUGCCACUUUGCUUGACCAACUGCUCUGGGCACGGGGUGUGUGUCAAUGGGGACUGCGUCUGUGACCAGGGCUACAUGGGGCAGGACUGCAAUGACACAGAAUGUCUGCGGGACUGCAGUGGGCAUGGCCUAUGUGUAGAGGAAGAAUGUGUCUGUGAGGACCCCUACAAAGGUGAAGAUUGUGGCCAGCUGAAAUGCCUCAAUGCGUGCUCUGGCCACGGGCACUGUGAGAAUGACACAUGCCUGUGCUUCAUGGACUAUACUGGAGAGGACUGCAACCAGCUGAGGUGCUUGAACAAUUGCAGCAACAACAGUCAGUGUAGACAUGGCAACUGUUCCUGUCAGGAUCGCUUCCCCGGAGCAGACUGUGCAACAGAUCUGCCUACUCCUCAAGGACUUCGCUUCAAGUCUGUUACGGAGACAGCAGUGGAGUUACAGUGGGACCCUUUCCAGUUCACAUCUGAUGCUUGGGAAAUCAGUUUCAUUGCAAAGAGUAAUGAAGGAGGUAUGAUAGUUCAGCUUCCCACGGCAGUGACCUCCUUCAACCAGACUGGUUUGAGACCGGGUGAAGACUACACAGUCAACCUGGUCGCACUCAAGGAGCAGGCAAGGAGUGCACCAGCAACAGCAACGGUUUCCACCCCAAUUGAUGGACCAACUCACAUCACCAUUCGGGAGGUGGCUGACACCUUUGCCUUUGUGGAAUGGACACCACCGAAAGCCUACAUCGACUAUAUCCUCCUGGCAUACGCACAGACUGAUAGAACAUUUAACAAGUCAGUGCUGAGAUUGCAGCCCACACUGACCCAGUAUACCUUGCAGGACCUGAGACCUGCCUCACAUUACCAGGUGUCGGUCACCGGCAUCCAGGGACACAGACAAAGCCAGCCGGUGACUGCUUCCUUUACCACAGAGAUUGAUGCUCCUAAAAACCUACGUGUUGUAGCUCAAGGUUUCAGUAAGCUGGAACUGGAAUGGGAGAACAGUCAAGCUGACAUUGACAAGUAUCGGGUGGUCUACAGCACACUGGCAGGAGGCCAGUACCAUGAACUGUCUGUGGUCAAAAGUAAAGGGCCAACAAGCAAGAUUGCACUGACUGAUCUAUCGCCCAAUACUGAAUAUGGUAUCGGAAUAUCGGCUGUUAAGGAGAUGAAACAAAGUGUUACAGCCACCAUGAAUACAAGAACAGCCUUGGAUCCACCACGGAGCAUUGCUUUCAGCAAUAUCUCUCAUGAUUCGGUAACCAUCUCCUGGAACAAGCCCAAUGCUCCCUUUGAUUACUAUCAGAUGUUCUACCAUCCAGCCUCCGACCACUCGGGUGGAGUAGAGAGUGUGAACAUUUCAUCGUUGCUGACGGAAUACACCUUGAGCAAUCUGCAGCCUGCAACAGAGUACGUGGUGAAAUUUAAUACAGUUCAAGGGCUGGCCAAGAGUCUGCUGCUGUCAUAUACUGUGCACACAGCAAUGGACAGCCUGCAAGAUGUGCAGGUUGUUAACGUUUCUCCAACAGAGGCUCGGCUGAUGUGGGCUCCACCUCAGGCUGUGGUGCACAACUAUUUGGUGAUCGUGUCACAUAGCCAAGCUGCUGUAAAGAGGAUUCUUGUUGACGGGGCUCUGACACAGCAUCAGCUGACCCAUCUCCAACCGUUCACCAACUACUCCAUUGCCAUCUAUGCAACAAGAGGGUCCAUGACCAGUUCUCCUGUCUCCCUUCACUUUCUUACACCUCUAGAUUCCCCAAAGAACCUGACGGCCAGUGAUGUGAGCCAGAGGAGUGCAAGAAUUUCCUGGCAGGCUCCUGAGGCUCAGAUUGAGAAGUAUGUCCUGGUAUAUGAGGACAGCAGUGGGCAACGGAAGGAACUGAUUUUGGAAGCAGAGGAUACUUGGAUACAACUGGAGGGCUUGUUGGAAGCCACUGAGUAUACACUGAGGCUUCAGUCUGCAUAUGAUGCUCUACGGAGUUUACCAGAAGAAAUUAUUUUUACCACAGCAAGCCGUCUCUAUCCUUACCCCUGGGACUGUACUCAGCACCUACUCAAUGGAGACACAAUCAGUGGCAUUUAUGAUAUCUAUAUCAAUGGAAAGCCACAGCAAAACCUUCAGGUCUUCUGCGACAUGGUGACUGAUAAUGGGGGAUGGACAGUGUUCCAGAGACGACAGAAUGGGCUAACGGACUUCUCACGCAAGUGGGCAGAUUACCGUGUGGGCUUUGGAAACCUGGAAGAUGAAUUCUGGCUAGGACUGGACAACAUCCAUAAGAUUUCUGCCCAAGCCAGGUAUGAUCUGCGGAUUGAUUUGCGUGAUGGUCGUGAGUCGGUGUAUGCUGUCUAUGAUCGCUUUUACAUCAGUGAUGCCCGGAGUCUCUACAGACUAAGGAUUGGAGAUUACAGCGGCACUGCUGGCGAUUCCCUCUCCUAUCACCAAGGCCGCCCAUUCUCCACAAAGGAUCAUGACAAUGAUGUCGCUAUCACAAACUGUGCCUUGUCGUACAAAGGCGCCUGGUGGUACAAAAACUGUCACCGUGCCAAUCUGAAUGGGAAAUAUGGAGAGAACCGACACAGCCAGGGAAUAAAUUGGUAUCACUGGAAGGGUCACGAAGUUUCCAUACCAUUUAUUGAGAUGAAGAUCCGACCUCAUAAUUUUGGAGGAAUCUAGUGCAUAAGUGGGCAGUUCCUGCUUUUCUAAUAGCUUGAUUUAAUCCUCAAUGCUUCAUAGAUGUGGUAUUUAAUUAAAGAACCAAUCAUUGUAGUUCAGGCUCCUUCAACAGAUGUUCAAUUCUCCCCUGUUAAUGACCUGGGCAACCCUGGUCUGAGAGCAAAGAUUUGUUAAUGUUGAGCCCUUACCUCUUGUUGUGCUGAACUAGUUGUGGUGGCAAGUCUUCCAUGAUUUGUCAGUUCACCUGAAUAUUUCUGCAGAACGUCUAUUGCCUAUACAUCUCAUACUUGUGGUUCAUCCCAGACCAAGGAAUAACGUUACAAGUGAACAACAUUCUCCUUAUCGAUAUUGCUUGACUUUUGAGACAUUGCAUAGAACAAAAAGCAGCUGUUUUGAGGGGUCACAGAUGCUUACUAAAGUCAUUGAGACGGAGUCAAUCAGUAGGAAUGAGACCCUUUGGCACACCAUGUUCAUGCCAUAACUAAUCCUAUUUCCCAGUACUUGGUCCAUUGCCUUGGUGAAUCUGUACUACCUGUUAAAUGUAGAGAAGUCCUGCCUCUCCACUACCCACUCAGGUAUUGCGUUGCACUUUCCAACUACAUUUCUUCUUUAAGAGCCCACUCAGCCUCACCCUUCUUAAAACCAAACUGAUGCCCUUAAGCUUUAGAGUAAUAGUCUUAACGCCUCACAGAAAGAGGGCCUUCAGGCCAACUCAUCCAUGCAGAACAAGGUGUCCAUCUAAAUUAGUUCAAUUUGACUGUGUUUUGCUUUUAAACAUCUUCAAUCUAUAAACCUGUCCAAAUAUCUUAAAUCAAGGUUUCCCAGCCUGGAGUUCAUGAACCCAUUGCUUCAUGGUAUUGGUCCAUGGUAUAAUAAAGGUUGGGAACCCCUGUUUUAAAUGUUGUCUUUGUACCCACCUCAACCAUUUCCCAUAGCUGCUCAUUCCAUUUACAGACCACUCUCUAUGUAAAGAAGUUGCCGCCUUUAAGUCUUUCCCUUCUAACUUUAACCCCAUGCCUUUCAUUUGUUGGUUCCUUUUUCCUGCAAAAAAAAAGUUAGUGCUCAUUAACCCUGUUGAUACCCCUCAUGAUUUUAUACGUUGCCAUUCAGAUGUGGUCUCACUAACAUCUUGUCCAAAUGCAACAUAAUACCUCAACACCUAUACUCAAUGCAAUACUGUUACACUGAGAGCAGAACAUUUGUUGAUAAAGGAGGAUUUUGAUCUUCUCAUCUUACAGAGUCUAUUUUAAUUACCAUCAACUGUAUUCAAAAGGUAUUUUAAGCACAUAGGAUUUAGGGACCAGAAGAAGCUAUCUAAUCCCUCAACCACGCUCUGCAAAUGGAGUGGUUGGAAACAUGUUGGGACUAUUAGGUCUGAAUGCAAGGGCUGGCAGGGCCAGGUUAGUGAACAUGGUGAGACUGAUAGAUUGAAGUGCCUUUGAUUUAAUGUAGAGUGUUAUGUGUAAGGCAGGUGAACUUAGAGCCUAGAUCAGUAGAUUGAAAUACAAAGUUGUGGUAUUAGUUGUUGCAGGAGGGACAGGACUACAUGCUUAAUGUCCCAGGAUUUUGAUAUGAUAGAGAGGCAUAUAAAUGAGUUGGAGAAAUUGCACAGAGAAUGACACAUUUGCACUUAGAGAGGAUAUACUAAAAGACCCAUCCAGUGAGACAACGUGAGUAGAGUUCAGGAAUGAUAGGUACAAUUACUAAGAUGGGAUGCCUCUAUCAAUAGCCAAUGGGAGCUAUGUGAGCACAUUAUGGAAAGAUGUAAGAGUAACAGAGCUGUUGUGGUGGGUGACUUUAACUCCCCCAGUCUAGGACUUCCUUAGUGCAAAAGAUUCAGAUGGGACAGAAUUAAUUCAAGAUGGUUACUUGAAUCUAGACAUGGACUGGCCCUUCAGUGAAAGGACAUUUUGGGAGCAAAUUGCAAAGUAAAUUUCAAAUUCAUUCUUCCUGAAUAAGGAAGAAUAUGGACUUUGUGGGAAUUAAGAGAUGGAAAAUUAUGACAUGUCCCAGGCCCAGCAGACUUAGCAGCAGAGAGAAGGAGCAAGCAGCAUUUUGAAUGUUGUUUUUCCAGAUAUUAAAGGGAAGCAGCUUCUAGCAGAGUAGCAGUUUUGCACUGGCUGUUUUGGAGAGUGGCUAUAUUUAAACUGUAGGUGCUGAGAGUAAGUGCAGAGACUUUGCUUUAAGGAGAUCCAGUGAGAUGGCUGAGUAGAACAGCUAAGAGCAGGUAUGGCUCUUGUCAAAAUUACUAUUCUGAUUGGAGUAGCUGGGAUGGCACGUCAGGCAGUGGCAUGCUCCUUCUGCAGCCUGUGGGAGGCCAGUGGGUCCAGCUACACUCCUGACUUAUCUCGUUAUGAACUGGAGCUGGAAUCUGAUGUACUUAGGAAUUGGGGUUGCACGAUUAAUUAGGGGCAAUAUCACGGCUGCACCCAGAGGAAGUCUGCAUCCACUUAAUGUGUAUGGGUGGUACACAAGGUUGAGAAAGGUGUAAUCAGUCUGACGGGAUUAAUACUACAGACCCCCAGCAGCCAAGGAAACAUUGAGAAACAGAUAUGCAAGCAGAUAAUGGAAAGGUUUAAUUGAUGCACUUGGUGACUUCAACAUGCCCAACAUAGACAGGAAACUGAUUAGUGCAAAGUGUCACGUAGGGUAGAUUUAUUAGGUCCUUCCAGGCGGAUUUCUUACAUCUAUUUAAUUGUACAACUUAAACUUGAGAAGUUAGAUGCAAUGGUAUCACAACAUUUCCAGAUUGGCCAAAUCAGUGUUUCUGAGCAAACAGCAUACAAUUACCACUUUCUAUAAUUAAACCAUGCAGUAAAUUGUUGCAGGAAUUUUAUUUUAUGUACUUCAUGCUGCUGAAAUUUUGACUGCAGAACUUAAGCUUGAGAAGUUAGAGAAAAUGUUAUCACAAAACAUCCAAAUUAGUUAAUUAUGUUAUAUAGCAUGCAGCACACAAUUCCCACCUUCUAUAAAAGAAACCAGUAGUAGCUUGUUGCAAACAAUUUUAUUUUAUGUACAUCAUGGUGCUGAAGAUUUUUGUAGCAGCUAUUUGAUUGGAUCAAACUUCUCAAUCUUAAGUUGUACAACGUACCAAAAAUCUCCAGAAAGGUCAAAUCAGUGUUACUGAAUGUACAGGGUAAAAUUGCGACUGUCUAUAAUGAAACAAUGCAGAAGCUUAUUGCAACCAACUUUAGCUUAUAUAUCUCAUGGUGCUGAAGUGACAUUUAUUCUAUAGUGCAACCUAAGCUUGAGGUGUUAGACCAAAUUGUGUCACAAAGCUUUCAGAUUGGAUAAAUUAGUAUUUCUAAGCAAACAUUAUGAUGAACUUCCUUUUGCUGAAAUGUGUAGUGGUUUUGAAAAAAAAUGGCAAUUUAUGUAUUUUGCUCUGGAACACUGAUAAUCAACUGUGUGGUAGUUUAGUUAUACCAUUGGAUCUAACCUCUCGAGCAUAAGUUGUACAUAGAAUCAUAGAGUAAUAGAAAACUGCAUCACAGAAACAGGCCCUUUGGCUCAUCUAGUCAAUGCCGAACCAUUUAAACUGCAUAGUCCCAUCAUCCUGUACUGGGACCAUAGCCCUCCAUAUCCCUAUCAACCACGUACCUAUCCAAACUCCUCUUUAAUGCUAAAAUCAAAAUCACAUCCACCCCUCGUGCUGGCAGCUCAUUCCACACUCUCACUAUCCUUUGAGUGAAGAAGUUUCCCCUCAUGUUCCCUUUAAACAUUUCACCUUUCACAUUUAACCCAUGACCUCUAGUUAUAAUCUCACCCAACCUCAGUGGAAAAAGCCUGCAUGCAUUUACCCAAUCUUUACCCUAAUCUUCUAUGCUCCAGUGAAUAAAGUUCUAACCUAUUCAAUCUUUCCUUAUAACUCGGGUCCUCCAGUCCCAGCGAUAUCCUCGCAAGUUUUCUCUGCACUCUUUCAAACUUAUGUACAUCUUUCCCGUAGGUAUGCGACCAAAACUGCACACAACACUCCAAAUCAGGCGUCCCCGAUGUCUUGUACAACUUCAACAUCUCAACGACUGUACUCAAUACUUUGGUCUAUGAAAGCCAAUAUGUCAAUAGCUUUCUUUAUGACCCUAUCCUACUAUGACACCACUUUCAAGGAAUUAUGGACCUGUAUUCCCAGAUCCCUUUGUUCCAUCAUACUCCUCAGUGCCCUACUGUCCACUGUGCAAAACCUAUCUUGGUUGGUCCUACCAAAGUGCAACACAUCACACAUGCCAGCAUUAAGUUCCAUCUGCCACUACUCAGCCCAUUUACCUAACUCAUCCAGAUCCUGCUACAAGCUCUGAUAGGCUUCCUCACUGUCCACUACACCAAUUUUGGUGUCAUCUGCAAAUUUGCUAAUGCAGUUAACCACAGUAUCAUCUAGAUUGUUGACAUAGAUGAAAAACAACAACAGACCUAGCACCAAUCCCUACAGAACUCACUGGUCACAGACCUCCAGUCAGAGUGACAACUACCACACUCUGGCAUCUCCCACUAAACCCAUGUCUGAUCCAAUUUACUAUCUCAUCUGAAUGAACCUUCUUGACCAAAUUCCCAUGUGAAACCUCAUCAAAUGCCUUGCUAAGGUCCAUGUAGAAAACAUCACUGCCUUGUCUUCAUCAACUUUCCUGGUAACUUCCUUGAAAAACUGUACAAGAUCGGUUAGACAUGACCUGCCACAUACGAAGCCACGCUGACUAUCCUUAAUCAGUCCUUGUCUAUCCAAAUACUUAUAUAUCCAAUCUUUUAUAAUACCUUCCAAUAACUUUCCCACUCGUGAUUUCAGGCUCACCGGCCUAUAUUUUCCUGGUUUAUUGUUAGAACCUUUCUUAAGCAGUGGACCAACAUUAGCUAUCCUCCCAUCAUCUGGUACCUCACCUGUCACUGAGAAUGAUUUAAAUUCUCCCUGGUAGGACCCCUACAGUUUCUGAACUUGCUUCCCAUAGGGUCCAAGGGAGCACCUUGUCAGGCCCUGGGGAUUUGUUUACCCCAAUUGGCCUCAAGACAGCAAACUUCUCUUUUGUAAUGUGCAUACGAUCCAUGAUCUCACUGCUGCUUUGCCUCAUUUCUAUAGAUUCUGUGUCCCUUUCAACAGUAAACACAGACGUGUCACAUUUAGCUGAAACAUUAGCAGACGUCCAUCAAAUCAGCUCAGCUCAAAGGGUUUUCACCUCAUUCCUCAAAAGCUCCAUCUCUGUGGCAUCAGGGGUUACUUUAGCAACAGAGGCUACCACCAAAGGCACUUGGAAAUGUUCUGAUUCUCAAUGUUCUGCUUUUCCUUCUCUCCAACUUCUCUGAGCAACUCAGUAAAAGAUGGAGGAGGCUGCAUCUUGUGGGUCAUUCAAAUGCGUAGAGCAAUCAUGUCAUGCGACAGUGUGACCUUCAUCACUUGCUCCACCCUCAAACAAUUUCUCUCAGACAGUUGAAUGCCCUCUUUGUUGCACAAACAGUGCAGCGGUUUCUCUAACCUGAAAAUGUAGGCAACUUCUCUCCUUCCACCUGGAAUGUGUGCCUAAAAUUCAUCAUAAAAUCGGCUGAACUUUCAGUAGUGCUGAAAGCAUCUUCCAGAACUUGCAGGUAAUUAGCUGACAUGGCUAAAAAGGUUUCUGCCUUGAGGGACCUCAGUAUAUCAGCCACCGGACCCUUUAAACUCUCCACCAGUCUCUGUUUUCCCAUAUUAUCUGAGCACUGCCAUUCAUCCAUUAACUGAGACCUCUGCUCAGCACAAACCUCAUAUUAUUCUUUCCCAUCAGGUGUGAGCUCAACUCCUGAGAACAUUCUCAACCUACAAUGACUUUGGCUCUCUGCAGGUAUACUUUGGCACUUAUGUAAUAGACAACCCAUCGAAAACUAAUCUGCUUUUGGAAAUGUUCCUCUUCUCAAUCCAAGCUCUGCCGCCUCUCCAAGUUCCCCUUUCUUAUCGGGCAGUGCGACUUCAGUCUUGUCAUUGGCAGCCUGGACCAUCAUAACAUCCUUUCCAGCUGAUUGGUCAAAGUACUGUUCAUUCAGCGUAACUUUCUCCAAGACCUUGACAGAACUCAGCACUCUUACGUAGCAGUUCAUCGGAAAUUCGAAUAUCUACCCUGCUCAGAACAGAAGCGUUACCUCUUCGAAUUGCUCCAAGCCUUAAUUGCCACGGCAUCCAUAAUAAAGUACCUUAAUUACAACACACCUCACUUUCCCAAACACCAGUUUAAACAAUGGCUUAAACACACAAAUAAACCACUUAAUCAAACCUUAAACAGCAUUCACACAGCAUCUGAAAUCCAGGACGAGCACCCCACAAAUCACAGCCAGGUGACUCAGCAAUGAGAUAGCCACCUUUCAUAAGCAAUGCCCAUCUAGGGGCGGUAUGAUUUGAAAUGCAAACAAACAGGAAGGUCCUAAUGUUCCAAUUGAGAAACACUGAUCUUUGCGAACACUGCUCCAUGCAGAGCUAUCUUCGCUAGAAAAUUAAUAGACCAUACACUGGCAUAAAAUUAUAAAGAAAUAUAUUUCCCAAAUUUGUAGUUUCAGGGGGGAAAAAAAGGAAAACAAAAGGGCCCAUUUCUGGAGUAGUCGGGGGUGCAUCACCUUACUCACACGCUGGACCCACAGUCUGCAUGAAAGCAGCCACCAUAACCUGAAGUUCCCUCGAAGACCGUGCCAAACAAACUGGCUCUUUCAUUAGUAUUCCCUGGAGCCAUUCAUUUGCACAAAGCACUUCUUACAACGGGGCUCUCCUUCAAGCAGCAUCUUCCGUUGUGCCCUGCCAGACUGCUGUCCUUUAGAAGUCUCUUCCUGCUUAGCUCUCUAGAAACUUCUCUCACAUCCCACAAUAGCGAAUGCUAACCACUACAAUUGCCAUGAUGCCCGCAUAAUGUUAUACAUGUUUUACUAUACAUGUGGAUCCAAUUUCUCAAGACUUCAGUUGCACAACUCAUUUGACACUCUUGACACCAUGAGAUAAAUAACAGAUAGGUGCUUAAAAGAAUUACCACAGUGUUUUUGAAGAAACUGGCAAUAUAUAAAUUUUGCUCUAGAAACACUGAUAUGUGGAUAUAACUUCACAGACUUAAGAUACAUAACUAAGUGAACAGUACUAGACAAUUCAGCACCUGGAACAACCAAAGGCAGCUUUCAACGGGGUGCCAAGAGGUUUUAUUAAGCAAUUGGCAAUCUUAUGAAAUCUGCUCUGGGAAACUGAUUUUGCCAUUCUGGAACUUUUGUGAUACAUACCUUCCCAAGCGUAGGUUGUUCUAUCAAAUACAUGCUACCACACUCUAUGGCAUCACCAAAUGCAUAAAAUAAGGUUGGUUUAGUUACUUCUUUGGUUUAUUAUAGAAAGCAGCAAUUGCAUGAUGUGCACUGAAACACUAAUAUACCAAGUCACUGGCUCUAACUUCUCAAGUAUAAGUGUCUGAACAAAUAAAUUUCACCAAACACUUCCACACCAGGAACUGCUGUACAUAAGAUAAGGUUACAACAUGGUUUUAUUGCAGAUAGUGGCAUUGUAUGCUGCUUGCUGAUUUAGUCAGUCGGAAAUUGUGUGAUAAAUUUGUAUCUACCUUCUUAAGCUUAAGUUGUACAAUCAAAUAAUGCUAUGAAAUACAGUAUAAAGUUAUUUGCAUUUAAUUACUAUGUGGAAUUAUUAAAGAAAGUCACAAUCAUAUGCUGUUUGCUCUGAAACACUGACUUAGCCAAUAUAGAAAUCGUGUGAUACAAUUGGCUCUAACGUGUCCUGCAUAAGUUGCACAGUCAAAUGAAUACUACCAAACACGUCCAUACCAGGAACUAUACCAGAUAAGGUCGUUUGCAACCAGAUACUACAUAGAAUCAGAACUGUCAAACAUCCCAAAAAAAAACACCUUGUGCAAAAAAAUAACAGUAAGCAAGUAGCGAACAUGAGUCCACAGACACAAAGCCUGGAGCAGGUCACAGCCUCAGCGCAGGGCAGAGCCCAGUAAACAUGACGGAGCAGUGAGCCGAACUGGCCCAGCCCUCACCUCUGGUCCCGACUGCUGAGUUUUAUUCAUUUGGGCUAUGCAUUUUGUUGGGACUUUCCCUGUUCUGGUGGUUAGGGGAAUGUUGGGUAAGAAAAUGGCAGCCUAGUGUAUGAAACAUGAACAGAGAAAGCAGUUAAAAGAAAAUCUUGUCUUUGCAAUUUGAAUGGCUGUGGG
Molecule: messenger RNA, 11548 nt
Organism: Mobula hypostoma (lesser devil ray)
Lineage: Eukaryota; Metazoa; Chordata; Chondrichthyes; Myliobatiformes; Myliobatidae
Gene: tnr
Product: tenascin R (restrictin, janusin)
Exons: 20
Coding region: 177-3398 (1073 amino acids)
Molecular function (GO): protein binding
Source: RefSeq, a predicted model, not a curated record